This is a messenger RNA of Solanum stenotomum, 1950 nucleotides long. RefSeq lists its product as uncharacterized. The record is from RefSeq and is a predicted model, not a curated record. Lineage: Eukaryota; Viridiplantae; Streptophyta; Magnoliopsida; Solanales; Solanaceae. The transcript is spliced from 4 exons. Bases 1 to 1950 code for a protein of 649 amino acids.
AUGGUGAAUGCACAAGAACUAGAGGCACAAAGACAAAGGUUGGGACUAGAAGCUGAAGUCGCUGCAAGAGGUGUUCAGCAGAACGGCGGUAACAACCAACCUAGGUUGGUAGAUGAGAAUAGAGGAGUGGAUGGAUUGAUCCUUCCCCAGCGCCAACCAAUAGCCCCAAGGGGUAGAGCUCAGCAUCCAGCGCAUAUGAUGUAUGAUGAAGAUGAUGCAGAUUUGGAUGGAUCUGGAGCCAUUGGAGCGAUAGUGUUACCUGCACUACCUCCAGUUGUUAAGUUCACAAUCACCAGCACUAUGAUUCAAUUAUUGAACCUUAAGGGUAUGUUCAGGGGUGUCGAUGGUGAUGAUGCAAAUCAGCACUUAAUGAACUUUGUGGCUAUCUGUAAGUCACAAGAGAUUCCUGGGGCGACUAACUGGUUGAAUGAGAUGCCAGAUGAGUCCAUCAGAACAUGGAAUGAGCUGAAGGAAGCUUUCCUGGAACGAUUCUUCCCAGAAUCAAAAGAGCUGCAGAUGAAGGACGAGAUUAGUACACACAAGCAACUACCAGGAGAAGCCAUGCAUGAUACUUGGUGGAGGUUCAACCAAAAGUUAAAGAAAUGCCCCAACCAUGAUCUUACCGAAAGGCAUCUUAAACAGGCCUUUUAUAGGUCUCUAAAUUAUGUUACUAAACCUAUUGUUGAUGCAGCUUGUGGAGGCUCAUUUAUGAGGAAGCCAUUUGCAGAAAGCAUGCAACUAUUAGAUGAGGUCUCAAAGAACAAUAGAGCAUGGUACACUAGAGAUGCAGAGGUAGGAGAGCUCGGGUAUACAUUUGAGCUUCCAGCUGAUCAAAGGAAGAGAGAAGAAGAAAGGGACCAAGACAUGGCACAUAUGAGGACUCAAAUAGACUUGCUCACAAAGCACAUUGUUGCCAAGUCUGAAAAGGUGAAUGUUGUGGGACAGCAACACAGGUAUGAAGAUCAGGAUCUUGACAUGGAUGAGGAAGCUAACUAUUUGGGAAAUCAAGGAGGUUUCCGGAAUUAUAACUUUGGAAAUCAAGGUUACAAUUCUGGAAAUGCAGGUCGAAGCUAUGCUAGGGAUGGUAAUAGAGACCGGGUGAGUGGUAGUUCUAACGGGUCCAAGCUGGAAGACAUGAUGGCUAAGGUACUUCAAAAGGUUGAGUCAACUGAUGCAGGAGUGAAAGAAAUGAGAGGUGACUUCUCGAGCAUGAGUCAGUUGGUGGACUCUCACACCACCUCCAUUAAACAAAUAGAGCAGCAGUUGGGGCAACUCUCAGGCUCAAUGAAUCCGAGAAAGAACGGAUCACUACCAAGUGAUACCAUUCAAAAUCCAAAGAAGGAAGGACACUGCAUGGCCAUAGCCACCAGGAGUGGUAAAGUUCUUUCUGACCCUAUUUCUGCAGGAACUAAGUAUGAACAGGUAGAUGAUCAGGGAGAGGCUCAACAAUCUCAACCUAAAGCACAACUUUCGAGAGGAAAAGAGAAAGGGGUUCAGGAACACCUGCCCUUACAGCAGAUUCCUAGGCUACCUCCUCCUUUCCCUCAAAGGCUUAAAAAUAAUGCUGAAGAUGGAAAGUUUACGAAAUUCAUCACCAUGCUGAAACAACGUUCAGUAAACAUUCCAUUGGUUGAAGCCCUAGAGCAGAUGCCAGGAUAUGUCGAGUUCAUGAAAGACUUGGUCACCAAGAAAAGAGCUGUAAGUCAUGAUUUCUCUAACGAUGUCCAUCAUUGCAGUGCCAUUUCUACCAGAUCUCCGGUGCAGAAAAAGGAGGAUCCAGGUGCAUUCACAAUACCAUGCAACAUUGGGUCAAUCAAGUUUGCAAAAGCUCUAUGUGAUCUGGGAGCUAGCAUAAAUCUGAUGCCUUUAGCCAUUUAUAAAAAGUUAGGCUUGGGAGUACGAAAACCUACAUCAAUGAGGUUGAUGAUGGCUGAUAGGUCAGUAAAGUGA